UUAAACGUUUAAUAAAUUAAUUUAUUAUUUCUUUUUUCCUCCUCUUCUUCUUCUUCUUCAUCAAUUUGUUUUUCCUUUCUUCCAUGGCUUCCUAAGCUUUCCUCUCUCUCUCUCUACACCUGCAAUUUUCCAUUGAUUUAUUUUCUCUCUCUUUUUAAUUCUAGUUUCUCUUAAUCUCCUUGUCUUCAGAAAAGAAACGACAUUGGUGAAUCGUCCUGUAAUUUCAUUCAUCAGAUCGUAAUAUAAUUUUGAACUUAUCCCCGCAUCAAUGAUAAGUUUGUUGUUUACCUGAGUUAAUCUUCCUUCCUUUGGAUGAAGAAGGUUGGUGAUUGCUGCAGCUUGUAAAAAAAAGCUGCUUCUUUUGAACUAUGUUUCUAACUUUUACAACAACUAAUCACUCCAAACAUGAGAAGCUGUUGGUUCCUCUUUACUUCAUGCUACAGUCAACAAGAAUCAACCAGUUUAUGCAAACCAGUCUUAAAACUAUAGACACAACAACACACCUAUCAAAGGUGGAGUUUAUCAUCAGAGAUCUAUUGACCAUUCUUUUAUAAUAAUGGAAAGAUAUAAGUUUCUGGAAGAGCUUGGAGAUGGUACAUGUGGCAGUGUAUAUAAGGCUGUCAAUCUUGAAACAUAUGAAGUUGUUGCUGUUAAGAAGAUGAAGAGAAAGUUUUAUUAUUGGGAAGAGUGCAUGAAUCUGCGAGAAGUAAAGGCUCUUCGCAAGCUAAACCAUCCUCAUAUCAUAAAGUUGAAGGAGAUUGCGAGGGAACAUAACGAGCUUUUCUUCAUCUUUGAGUGCAUGGAUCACAAUCUAUACCAAAUAAUGAAAGAAAGGGAACAAAGACCUUUCUCUGAGGGAGAGAUAAGAAGUUUCAUGUCUCAGAUGCUUCAAGGCCUCUCCCACAUGCAUAAAAAUGGUUACUUCCAUAGAGACCUGAAACCAGAGAAUUUGCUGGUGACAAACAACAUCCUGAAAAUUGCUGACUUUGGACUGGCUAGAGAAGUUGCAUCUAUGCCUCCUUACACUGAAUAUGUGUCUACUCGUUGGUAUCGAGCUCCAGAAGUUUUGCUACAGUCUUCCUCAUACACUCCUGCAGUUGACAUGUGGGCAGUGGGGGCAAUAUUAGCUGAGCUUUUCGCCUUUUCUCCCUUAUUUCCUGGUGAAAGUGAGAUAGAUCAAUUAUACAAGAUUUGCUCUGUUCUUGGCAAGCCUGACUGGACUACGUUUCCUGAAGCGAAAAGCAUAUCUCGGAUCAUGAGCAUUAGCCACACAGAGUUUCCUCAAACAAGGAUUGCUGAUCUACUCCCCAAUGCUUCUCCUGAAGCUAUUGAUUUGAUCACUAGACUUUGCUCAUGGGAUCCAUUGAAACGACCAACUGCUGAUGAGGCGCUAAACCAUCCCUUCUUCAAUAUGGCUACGCAGGCUUCUUAUCCUCUACAUGACCUUGAGUUGAGGCUUAACACCAUGGCAGCGGAGAUGCCUAACCUUGAGCUUAACCUCUGGGACUUCAACACAAAACAAGAUGAAUGUUUUCUCGGCUUGACCCUGGCUGUAAAACCAAGUGCUCCUAAACUAGAAAUGGUCUGCAAUGCAUCUCAGGACAUGAGUGAGAACUUUCUCUUUUGCCCUAUGGUUAACAAUGAUCGUGAACCAUCAGUUUUCUGGUCUCUGCUCUCUCCUGAUGAAAACCGCGUCCACGCACCUGUUGAAUCAUCAUGUCCUCUAUCUCUGUCCUUCAGUCCAGUGCAGCAACACACAAGCGUGGGACCUCCACAACAGUCAACAACAGGGUUCACCAUGGGAUCAUCAAUGCAACCGAACAUGUUGGACCGCCCAUGGAUGGCUGUGUCUGCGCCGUUUCAACAAACUCAUUACCUCUGAUCUUACUUAAUCCAUAAUACCUACUAAGAAAAAGUAAAUAACACAGAGGUUUGUCAGUUAAAAGAAGAUAGAGAAGAAAAAAACAAACACAGAGGAGGUUGUAGAUUUUGCCUGUCACCUUAUUAUUCUCUGAUUUGUAAAGAUUGGGGUGUUUUAGGUGACUUUAAUUUUCUCCCAGAGCUUGAACUUAAAUCAUUAACUAUUUUAUCCAUUCUUGAGAACAGACAAGUAUCCCUUUUGUGUAAUAUAUAUAUAUAUAUUAUAAAUGAGAUAAUUGCUUAUGUUGUCUU
Molecule: messenger RNA, 2172 nt
Organism: Brassica napus (rape)
Lineage: Eukaryota; Viridiplantae; Streptophyta; Magnoliopsida; Brassicales; Brassicaceae
Product: serine/threonine-protein kinase MHK-like
Exons: 18
Coding region: 557-1882 (441 amino acids)
Biological process (GO): intracellular signal transduction; protein phosphorylation
Cellular component (GO): nucleus; cytoplasm
Molecular function (GO): protein serine/threonine kinase activity; ATP binding
Source: RefSeq, a predicted model, not a curated record